CACCAGACCUUGGGCGGGAUUCCAUCAUGGUUGCGCAAAGGGGAAUCAACACCCCAACAUUGACUGCUCCCUAGUUGCUCCAAAUGCCUGCUUGCAUUUCUGCAAGCAGUUUUUUUGCGCUACCUUCUCGUGUCUGGUUUCCGGAUCUUUCCCUUCCUCUUUUUUUUUUCCUCCCUCCACUGCAACUCUCAAACACGCGUGGGAUUUAACGAGAGAUAACGCAAGCAAACCGUGUGCGUGGGGGAGGAAGCUGGAUGCGCAUUGGUCCUUGAACACACCUCAGACGCAAAGCCGCCUUGAUGGGACACUCAGGAGCUUUUUCGUGACACGAGGAUCAUUUCAGCAUCUCCACGCGUCAAUUUGGAAUACAUUAACUCCCGUUUAUCCUCCUCGAUUGGACUCAAAUUCCCCUUCCCAAAGUGGAAGGAAUCAUGUGCAACUCUUCAUUAGUGUCACUUUUGCCUCCUCACUCAUGACUUGUCCUAUGAAGCCAUCACAAGGCAUCAAAGCGUUGAUUGAUGGUGUUGGUUACAUUGUUAGCCAAGGUCUGCCGGGCCCCAACCGUGUCCAGAUACUUUAAAGACGCAGGCUGCUUUCAAGUAAAGCCCCUCGACAAGCGACUCUGAGCUGCUCGAUAGUCGGGCGGUGUUUUCCUGUUAAACCCAUCUACCCACCUCUACCAGUUUCCACGGGCAUCCGGCUGAUCGGGAUACCGAUGUGAUACCUGCAAUGGAAACCAGAGCUUGACUUGUGGAGCAGGAACGCGAUUGAGAAUGGAGCGGCUGAUCCUCUGCAUGCUGCUGUGUGGUGCCCUGGUGAAGGCGAACAAUUGUCCCGGGCGCUGCAUCUGCCAGCACCUGUCGCCAACGCUCACGCUCCUCUGCGCCAAGACAGGCCUCCUCUUUGUACCACCCACCAUCGACCGCAAGACUGUGGAGCUGCGGCUCACUGACAACUUCAUCACCGUCAUCCGCAGGAAGGACUUCUUCAACAUGACCAGCCUGGUGCACCUCACCUUGUCCCGGAACACAAUUAGCCAGAUUACGCCCCAGGCCUUCUUAGGCCUGCGUUCUCUGCGAGCGCUGCACAUGGAUGGCAACCGCCUGAGUGCAAUCAGGAGUGACCAUUUCAAAGGCCUGAACAACCUGCGUCACCUCAUCCUCGGUAACAACCAAAUCCACCAGGUAGCAGCCACCUCCUUCGAUGAGUUCGUCUCCACCAUCGAGGACCUGGAUCUGUCCAAUAACAACCUGCGCACUCUGCCCUGGGAAGCCAUAGCCCGGAUGACUAACAUUAACACACUCACACUGGACCACAACCUGAUUGACCACAUUGGAGCUGGCACCUUCACCUUGCUCACCAAGCUGGUCCGCCUGGACAUGACUUCAAACCGAUUGCAGAAGCUGCCACCUGACAGCCUGUUCCAGCAUGCUCAGGUACUGUCCGACGCCAAGGGGUCAAGUUCGUCCACCCUGGCUGUGAGUUUUGGCGGGAACCCGCUUCACUGCAACUGCGAGUUGCUAUGGCUCCGCCGGCUGACCCGCGAGGAUGAUCUGGAGACGUGCGCCUCGCCAGAACACCUCAUGGACAAGUACUUCUGGUCCAUACAAGAGGAGGAGUUCAUAUGCGAGCCGCCAUUGAUCACCAAACACCUUUCCACCAAGCCCCAUGUGAUGGAAGGGCAGGGGGUCACCCUUAAGUGCAAGGCGGUGGGUGAUCCCGACCCGGAGAUCCACUGGCGUUCCCCGGAUGGCAAGCUGGUGCACAACAACACCCGCACCAUCCUGUAUGAAAAUGGGACGCUUGAUAUUCUCAUCACCACACUGAAAGACAGCGGGGCUUUCAACUGUGUGGCCUCCAAUGCAGCGGGCAUCGCCACGGCUGCCGUGGAGAUCAAUAUGAUUCCCCUGCCACUGUUCGUUAACAACACGGGCCACAUGCGCGAAGACCCGGGCCUGUCGGACAUCACCACCUCGUCCAAGACGGGCAAUGACACCAAGGGCUUUGACAAGCAAGGCAGGAGGGUGGUGGUCACGGAGGUGACCUCGUCUUCGGCCGUAAUCCGAUGGCCCUCUGAGCGUCACAUCCCCGGGAUCAGAAUGUACCAGAUCCAGUACAAUAGCACUGCCGAUGACACGCUGGUCUACAGGAUGAUCCCACCCACCAACAAGGAUUUCCUGAUCAAUGACCUGGCAGUUGGACGCGAGUACGAUCUGUGCGUGCUGGCCGUUUACGACGACGGCGUCACCUCGCUGACGGCCACGCGCGUAGUGGGCUGCAUCCAGUUCCACACGACCGGGGAGGUCAGCCCGUGUCCCUUCAUGCACAGCCAGUUCCUGGGGGGAACCAUGAUCAUCAUCAUUGGCGGCAUCAUCGUGGCGUCCGUCUUGGUGUUCAUUGUCAUCCUCAUGAUCCGUUACAAGGCCUACAGCGGACCUGAGGACAGCAAGGCCAAGGCGUGCCCCGGCGUCCGCUCGCAAGCCAAUGGCAGCCACCAGCUGGUGCAGCGCUCGGCGUCCCGUCAGCCUUCGGAAGAUGGCCAGCGUGACGGACCCAAGGAGUGCAUGGCGCUGGUUCAGAAGGUGGACAACGAGAAGGAGGACGACACCAGAGCUGUUGUGGCCAUAGAGGCCCCCUCUGCGGUCCUUGAGGUGGAGCUGCCACCGCCAACUAAGCGAAGGACCAGCCUUCCACCGGAGGACACACAGACAGACACGCAGACAGACAGCAGUCUGAUGGGGUCCACCAUGUCGCUGUGCCUCAUCGGCCCGAACGCGUGCUCUGCUGAGGCGCCGCGCUUUGUGGACAAAAAGGGCGUGCUGGCUAACGCGGGGCUGCUGAUGCCCAACGAGCUGGCGCGAACUCGGCACAGGUUUUCCUUCGACGGAGGGGACUACUCCAUAUUUCAGAGCCACAGUUACCCGCGGCGGGCCAGGACGAGGUGGCACCGCUCCACCAACCAGCUGGACGCUGAAUCGUCGCCCCUGGGCAACCGCAGGGUGACAUUUAGCAGCACCGAGUGGAUGCUGGAAAGCACCGUAUAAACCUGACACUCAACAAACAAACAAACAUAAACUACAUCAGCCUUUCAGCCGGCCUCGCCAUCACACCCGCCGGAGAGGUUUGUCAGUUUUUCGACCCAUCUUGUUUUUUUCUUUAAUGCAGCGGUGCCUUAAUUCUCAGAAACGAACACAAAAAAAAGUAUGAAUGGAGGAUGCUGCUCGCCGUCGUCCAUAACCCCCCCUACCCCACCGCCGCCUUGUCAUCAUUUGUUUGACGAUUUAUUCGUUUAAAGGUCCGUGUGAGGUUUGUAUGUGUUUUUUUCCUUUCAAUGUUCAAAAAAAGAGGAAAAAAAAAGCGCAACUUUCAAGCGAACAGCAAAACAAAAUAAACAUUUGUGCACAGAAGACACGAAGAUACUAGGACAUGUAUCAACACCACAGUAAUAAUUUAAGCGGAACAACAACAAAAAGCCGUAUUUUACAAGUUUCUUAACAGUGACGGGAUUCCUUCUCGUUCUCCUCAUGGGACUGGACGGUGUGAAAUAGCUCCAGAUGUGACUGUACAUUAUUAACACUAUCUGGCUGGUCUAGAUCAAACAGAUGACAGAUGACAACAAAAAGACCUAUAUAAGUAUAUUCAAACAUUUGGUGUAUGUGUACUAACUAUGUAAAGUCAGUAAGUCAUAAUGUCACAUGACUUUUUACAAAGCAUUUGGGUGUUGGCUGCAAGUUUUUACAUUAAAAACCUGUGUCAUCACACCUCUUUAUGUCAAAUAUGAG
Molecule: messenger RNA, 3782 nt
Organism: Syngnathoides biaculeatus (alligator pipefish)
Lineage: Eukaryota; Metazoa; Chordata; Actinopteri; Syngnathiformes; Syngnathidae
Gene: lrfn1
Product: leucine rich repeat and fibronectin type III domain containing 1
Exons: 7
Coding region: 774-3044 (756 amino acids)
Molecular function (GO): protein binding
Source: RefSeq, a predicted model, not a curated record